This is a messenger RNA of Sporothrix brasiliensis 5110, 1710 nucleotides long. RefSeq names its product calnexin. Lineage: Eukaryota; Fungi; Ascomycota; Sordariomycetes; Ophiostomatales; Ophiostomataceae. Gene Ontology annotation, cellular component: endoplasmic reticulum; endoplasmic reticulum membrane. The transcript is spliced from 3 exons. Gene Ontology annotation, biological process: protein folding. Gene Ontology annotation, molecular function: calcium ion binding. The record is from RefSeq and is a predicted model, not a curated record. The coding region runs from base 1 to 1710 and encodes 569 amino acids.
AUGCGUAUCAACUCUGUUGCUGCCGCCCUUGGUGCGGCCAUGCUGGCUGGCAAGGCCUAUGCUGAGGAUGUCCAGGAUGACAGCGCGGCUGCAGCCGCUUCCUCCGUGGCUCCGGAGCUGCCGACCUUCACGCUCCUGAAGCCCACGAAACUCAAGGCCGACUUCCUCGAGCAGUUCACCGACGACUGGGAGAAGCGGUGGAAGCCCUCCCACGCCAAGAAGGACAUGAAGAGCUCCGGCAGUGAGGAGGAGGAGUGGGCUUACGUCGGCGAGUGGGCCGUUGAGGAGCCUACCGUCUACAAAGGCAUGGAGAACGACAAGGGUCUCGUGGUCAAGAACAAGGCGGCUCACCACGCCAUCUCGGCCAAGUUCCCCAAGAAGAUUGACAACAAGGGCAAGACACUUGUUGUACAGUAUGAGGUCAAGCUUCAGAACGGCCUGGAAUGCGGUGGCGCGUAUCUGAAGCUGCUCCGCGAUACCAAGGCGCUGCACCAGGACGAGUUCGCCAACACCACGCCCUACGUCAUCAUGUUUGGCCCGGACAAGUGCGGCCACACCAACAAGGUCCACUUCAUCUUCAACCACAAGAACCCCAAGACUGGCGAGUACGAGGAGAAGCACCUGAACAGCCCUCCCACUGCUCGCAUUGUCAAGACCACGGAGCUGUACACGCUCAUUGUCCACCCCAACAACACCUACAUUAUCCAGCAAAACGGCGAGAACGUCAAGGAGGGCAGCCUCCUGGAAGACUUCACCCCGGCCGUCAACCCGCCCAAGGAGAUUGACGACGCCAAGGACACGAAGCCGGAGGACUGGGUUGAUGAGGCUCGCAUCGCGGACCCCGAAGCCAAGAAGCCCGAGGACUGGGAUGAGGACGCUCCGUUCGAGAUUAUCGACGAGGAGGCCACCAAGCCCGAGGACUGGCUCGAUGAGGAACCGCUGACGAUUCCCGAUCCCGAGGCCCAGAAGCCCGCCGACUGGGAGGACGACGAGGACGGUGACUGGCUGGCCCCCACGGUGCCGAACCCCAAGUGCGCCGAGGUGUCUGGCUGUGGCCCGUGGACCAAGCCCAUGAAGAAGAACCCUGACUACAAGGGCAAGUGGUCUGCUCCUCUCAUCGACAACCCGGCGUACAAGGGUGUCUGGGCCCCGCGCAAAAUCAAGAACCCCGCCUACUUCGAGGACAAGACGCCCGCCAACUUCGAGCCCAUGGGCGCCAUUGGCUUUGAAAUCUGGACCAUGCAGAACGACAUCCUCUUCGACAACAUCUACAUCGGCCACUCCGUCGAGGACGCCCGCAAGCUGGCCGAGGAGACCUUCUUCGAGAAGCACUCCGUGGAGCAGCUGCUUGAGCUGGCCGACAAGCCCAAGGUUGAAGAUGAGAAGAAGCCUCUGGCGUCCGACCUCAAGUUCCUCGACGACCCGAUUCUCUUCGUCAAGGAGAAGAUCAACGCGUUUAUCGCCAUCGCCUCGGCCGACCCCAUUGAGGCCGUCAAGCAGGUGCCCGAGGUUCCUGGCGGUAUCGCUGCCCUUGUAAUCGUCCUGCUUUCUGGUCUGUUCGUCCUCGGCGGCAGCGCUCCUGCUGCUCCGGCCGGUAAGCCGGCUGCGACCCAGAGCAAGGGCAAGGACAAGCAGGAGGCUGUGGUCGUUUCGGGCGUCGACACUGGCAAGGAGGGUGCCACCAAGCGCGCGACACGCAGUCAGUCCUAA